UCCUCGCUUGGCGUUUGAAUAUUAGGGAAUUCUAACGCAAAUGCUCGCACAGCAGCACUUGCGUUCCCGUUGUUCCGGGCGUACACCCAGAACAUCCUAUAGUACUCUUGAGCCGUGUACAUUUCUACGACGGGUUUGCUAGCUGACUGACAGGAUUUUUUUCAAGCAACUUCCACUACCCCGAAAUAGCUUCUCUCGUUCCAUUAGGAGUUAACUCCCACCAGGACAAAAUUUAGAGAAAAAGAAACCAGCAUUUGCUGAAAAAACACGUGGCCUGCAGAAGUGCAACGAAAACUUUCACAAAAGCCCGCGUUCUGUCCUUCUACUGCCAAUGUACCCAUUGCCUCGAGAUAGAAAACAUACACCACGUGUAUCGGUUCGAAAGGGCCCGAAGAGAAGAGAAACAGAAAGUCUUCGAGUUGCUAUAAAGAAGAAAAUGCAUACCAUUCCUGUUUCACCUUUCCGAUACCCUGAGUUUACGUCUGCUACGAGGCGAAACCAAUUAAGUCAUAAAUUAUCCGAAACUGUAGGAAACUGUUCUCUACCGCCGACUAGCGGGACAAUACGGUCAUAAACCGCAACCCUGGCGAAAUGCUCUGGCUGAUCAGCCUGAUUAAUUUUGGAGAACUAGAAAUUACAGAUUAUUAUCCAACAUCAAUACGCCUCGCGGAGAGACACAGGAAGAGGUGGGACCGCUGUCCACCAUCUCUCGUCCGGAAUACGUCGACGCGUAUUAAGUCGCAGACCAAUUAAGCGCGUAAUUUAUGACUUAAUUGGUUUCGCCUCGUAGCAGACGUAAACUCAGGGUAUCGGAAAGGUGAAACAGGAAUGGUAUGCAUUUUCUUCUUUAUAGCAACUCGAAGACUUUCUGUUUCUCUUCUCUUCGGGCCCUUUCGAACCGAUACACGUGGUGUAUGUUUUCUAUCUCGAGGCAAUGGGUACAUUGGCAGUAGAAGGACAGAACGCGGGCUUUUGUGAAAGUUUUCGUUGCACUUCUGCAGGCCACGUGUUUUUUCAGCAAAUGCUGGUUUCUUUUUCUCUAAAUUUUGUCCUGGUGGGAGUUAACUCAUAAUGGAACGAGAGAAGCUAUUUCGGGGUAGUGGAAGUUGCUUGAAAAAAAUCCUGUCAGUCAGCUAGCAAACCCGUCGUAGAAAUGUACACGGCUCAAGAGUACUAUAGGAUGUUCUGGGUGUACGCCCGGAACAACGGGAACGCAAGUGCUGCUGUGCGAGCAUUUGCGUUAGAAUUCCCUAAUAUUCAAACGCCAAGCGAGGAUACAUUUCGUCGCUUAGCGUCGAGAUUGUAUUCAACGGGGUCCAUGAUGCCGCGAGGCCGUCAUGUGGAGCAAUACUUUCAUUAAUAACAAUCGGCCCCUUUCGGGGCCACCAAUUUUUAAAACGUAAGAACAAUACGUUUCACGACAAAAAAAUAAAGUGAUCAGUGUUAGUAGCCGUGCAGUGAAGUGAAUAUUCGAUACGUUGACCUGGACGCACCUGACAUUGCGACCCUUAACUUUGGGUAGUGUCGUAUACCUGGGAUCAGCUGUGCACUGGGCUCGUCCAUCGAUGACCAGGAUCGGUUCAGUGACCCAGUGACACAAGUUUUCAAGUUACAGGUGCAUUUUCGACAAGGGUGAGUUUUAGUCAGUUUAUUGGUAAUCAUUCAUUUUUAAAUUUAACGCAAGCUAUGGCUUGUUUCCGGCAAUAAUUCUUAAAAUUCUCGUACGAAAAUAUUUAUCCGGGCUUUUUAAACAGACUUAUUCGUUAUCAGCAACAGUGCUGGUCGUUAUUAAAUUACGGAUUUAUAUCACAAUAACGAACUACGAUCACUUUUCGUUAAUUUCCUUUUCGUGGAUACGUUAUUGACACAAGGAAUUUUACGUAUUCCAUAUCCUCCCACUUCAAAUAACUAUUAUUUUCGAAUCCUCUAAAAAAAAUGUGUAUUCGUCUUUUUACGUUACACGUGAUUUUCAUCUAUUUAUCCUUUAUUCAUCAUUCACUUUAAAUAACAAACAAACCAUGACAACGUGUUCGAUUUUAUUUGCUACGCCUUUUUCAUUUGCCAUUCUACGCAAUUUUCCUCGUUGCAUGCCGAGUUGCUUGUUCACAAGUCGCAGCGCGGCGCGUAGCCACGCUAGCACGGCGCGUAGCCAUGCUAGCAUGGGAGCUCGGGCGGAAAGCGCGCGAUCUGAUUGGUCGGUGCUUUUUGUUAAUAUCUCGUUAACGAAACCCCGGAGAGCAUUUUCACAAAGGAAAAAGUUGUUUGCAAUCAUCCCCCGAAUCACCCCCUUUAAGGACCCGCAACAUCUUUGGGACACCCUGUAUAUUCGUUUUUCAGGUUAUGUUUAUUUAUUUGUUGGACAGCACAUGUGAAACUAUCGCGUAAAAUUGAAUCGGCAUAUUUUGUCGGAAAAAUGGCUUUGAAAGCAAAAGAAAGCUUAGCCGAUAAAAUAAAUUCUUUACUUACUACAACACCAACAAAUUUUGAUUCUGACAACGAUGCUGAAGACACAAAGGCUAAAGUAGUUGAUCGUUAUGAUGAAAGUGACAAUUCGGAAAGCAAUGUUCAACUUUCGAAGACACGUAGCCAAAACAUUGAUACCUUAGAUCAAUUAGACAAAAGAUACAUAGGUAAAAAAGUUUCAAGAAAGAACAUAUAUACCAGUGAUAAUGAUUCGCUCGAUGUAUCGGGAAGCGAAGGAAAUGAAGAUAUAAGUAGUACAGAAGAAGAAGAUGACAAUUACAUAAGUAAUGAUUAUGAUAAUAAUAAUGAUGAUUCAGAUAACAGUGAAGACACUGAGGAUGAUAAUGAAAGUGACAACUUGGACGAAGAAUUAAGUUACAGCGAUGAAGAAAGUUUUAAACAAUAUUCCAAAGAUACAAAAAAUGUAUCUGAUAUCGAAGAUCAAAAUUACGACAAUGACAAUUCUGAUACUAAGCAAAAAAUAGAUUUUCAAACAAUAUCGCAUACAAACCUUAAAGCAGAUAUUGAUAAAGGUAAUUGUGUUAGAAGUCAACUGAAACUUUGGGAAAGUCUGCUAGAAAUAAGAAUAAAGUUACAAAAAUGUUUAAUUCCUAGUAAUCAAAUGCCUCAGUAUGAUAUACACACAAGUUUAAGAGAAAAUAUGGACUAUAUGAAGAAAGUUGAUGAAAGUAAAAGCAAACUAAAAUUGUUAUUAAACAAUAUGUUACAAUUACAAAAUUUGUUCUUGAAACAAUAUCCAGAAACAAAGAAUUUAUUUGCACAGAAUAGAAAAAGAAAGAUUGAAGAAAACAUAAAUAAGGAAAUGAUAAAUGUAGACAAUUCAAUGGAUGAAGAAAUUCCUUCAGAUACGGAAGAUGGAAACGAGAAAGAAGAUACGUCGAUUUUAGGCGAAGACUUGGACGAUAUUACUAAAAAUGUAUACUGUAAAAAACUGAAACUUGACAAUUAUGAAAAAAUAUUAAAUGAUAAUCAUACAUUGUACACAGAAUAUAGAAAUUCUGUUAUACAAAAGUGGAACGAAAAGACAAGAAUAGCGAGCGGUAAAUUGGAUAAGGGUAUGAAUCAAACGACGUUAAAACAAAUCGAAUUUGCUUUAAGCGAUAAAGAAAAAUUACGCAAGAGAACCCAACUAAAACGUUCAGAAUACAAUAUUAUUGGCAAGACGGAAUUGGUCGAAGAUAACAACGAGAGUAGAAGAGUUCAAGAAUACGAUCCUGAAAUUUACGAUGAUGACGAUUUUUAUCACCAACUUUUAAGGGAUUUAAUUGAAUAUAAAUCGGCUGAUAUUACAGAUCCUAUACAACUUAGUAAACAAUGGAUUCAAUUACAAAAUAUGAGAAGUAAAAUGAAGAGGAAAAUAGACACAAGAGCUACCAAAGGUAGAAGAAUACGAUACAAUGUACAUAAUAAAUUAGUAAACUUUAUGGCUCCUAUUACGAUAAACGAUACAUGGUUAAAUCAUGCAAAAGAUGAACUAUAUAAUUCUUUGUUUGGUAAAAUUAAAUCAACAAAUAUAGAGUCUAGUCAUUAACAUUGAAAUAAUUGAUAACAUUUUAUAUAGCUUUACACAAUGUAAUAAAAAGUAUUUUACAAGGUGUUUAAAAAAUAAUUAUAGAAACUGUUAAAUAAACCUUAUAACAACUGAAAAUUAUUUCAUUUUCCAUAAAUAAAUAAAAGAUGGUCCAUGAAAUGGAGCUUUAU
Colletes gigas is the source of this 4185-nucleotide messenger RNA. It is a transcript of the gene Aatf, whose product is annotated as protein AATF. The coding region runs from base 2414 to 4015 and encodes 533 amino acids. Gene Ontology annotation, cellular component: nucleus; nucleolus. The record is from RefSeq and is a predicted model, not a curated record. Lineage: Eukaryota; Metazoa; Arthropoda; Insecta; Hymenoptera; Colletidae. Gene Ontology annotation, biological process: regulation of transcription by RNA polymerase II. The transcript has 3 exons.